AUGGAUACACUCCCUGGUUCAGCACUCCCACGCCACACUCCCGCUCUAAUGGUCUCCACCCAAACAGCCGUAACGCUCGAACCAGUUCCAGCUUUCUGUGUAAAAUCGAAAGCCUUACAAGAUACAUCCAUUCGGAUAACAGCAUCCUCAGCUUCACCCGGAUUAAAGGUCUUCGUAAAUGUUGCUUGGGAUGCGAACAUCCCGCCUCCCCCAGAGGGAAGCGAAGAGGAAAUAUCCAAGGCGAUGCAAGGCCAAGACGUGGACGAAUUGAGUCCAAACGCCUGGUAUGUUCCAUUGUCCGUGUCUGACGCGCGGCAGGACAGAGACAAAGCCGGUCAGCCAUCUCUCGUCUUUGAUUGCGUCUUCAAUCCUACCAUCAAAUCACGCACCCUCAAAGACCCGGAAUUCAAGACUUUUAUCAUAGAACUUUCAUUCCAGCGUAUAGAAGCACAGGCAUCUAUUGUCCUAUCCCGUCAGAUCAGCACUCCCAACAUAGCUUCGAAGGGAAAGCCUCAAAGACGUACUAUCCAUAUCUCCCCAACUCUAUACCCUCCAGGACAUGCCAAUCACCGCAGUGCGCCGGUGCUCAUUGAAGAAGUCGCUCCUGGGCAAGAAGCUGUUCCCAAGAUCAAGAACAAGAGCGCCAAGGCACCCAAAGGUAUUUUGAAGGAGACAUCUCCGGGAUCAUCGGCGCCUCUAAUCCGUACACCAUCGUGGGCUUGGAAUAAAAAUGAGACUAAAAUUUGUGUUAUCGUCACAGUACCGGGAUUGACACACGCACAUAUCCACUCUUCCACCCUUGACCUGGAACCUCGGCGCAUCAUUUUACACAUCCCUGCGCUAUACGAAUUGGAUAUCAACCUUGAUACUGCAGAUGCCGAACUCACUGCCAUAUUUUCCAAGUGCGGUUCAUCCGACAGUGCCCUGACUCUUAAGCGGAUGCGUGAUUUGGAUGUCGAUGGUGCAAACGCCGAAUGGAGAGUAGCUGAGGAGACGAUCGUGAUCUAUGCCUGACAGUUCAUCUCAAUUUGGCAGUUGCGUAUCGGAGUGCGUGUAACCUUGAACAGCGCAAAUGAUAAUUUGUUGGCCAUUGAAGUAUGGAGGCUGUAUUGCUUACAAACAUCGGAAGUGAUAGUACAAUGCUAUUUUCGAGGUAGCAAGCGCU
Messenger RNA from Serpula lacrymans var. lacrymans S7.9, 1165 nucleotides. RefSeq lists its product as uncharacterized. Gene Ontology annotation, biological process: box C/D snoRNP assembly; rRNA processing. Lineage: Eukaryota; Fungi; Basidiomycota; Agaricomycetes; Boletales; Serpulaceae. The record is from RefSeq and is a predicted model, not a curated record. The coding region runs from base 1 to 1014 and encodes 337 amino acids. The transcript is spliced from 5 exons. Gene Ontology annotation, cellular component: ribonucleoprotein complex; R2TP complex; cytoplasm.